UCACAUCAUGAGUCUUUUCUUAUAAAAUCUCAAACUUUUCUUCACAACUUCAGAACGUCUCUCGGGCGACACCAGACUUGAGAUUGUUACCACGUGUACUCUCCUCUUCAUCAUCACGCAUUGCAUAAAACACUACACCGAGCACUCAACGACAACGACAAACAUCAACGACCAUCAUCAUCACCAACAGCAAAAACAACCAACAAUGCCUUCAUUCACCAGAUCUUUGACAAGCAAAAUCAAGACAAAGCUUAACUCGUCUCCCGCCUCUCCGACGCCCUCCUCAACCCACUCCCGUCAAAGUACCGCAGACAGCGGCAUCGCCGUUUCCCCAACAAAGCCCAAACCCAGCUCAAACAUGACGCGUCCAGGAGGAUUCUCCGCAAACCGUGGCCAAACGUCCUUGGACGUCAUCCCCUCCACACCCGAUCACUCAUCAACAGGCGACAAACGCCGCUCGGUGGACCACCAACAGACGCACAUGUACUCCCCCGCAACCUACCACUCCCCGUCCACCGCCCCUUCCUCCCCCGAAUCCCUCUUCGACUCCUCAUCCCCUCGCAACUUUGUGGGGAGGAAGUUGAGUUAUGAGAGUGAAGUGAGUUCGAUUUAUCCGGAAGACGAUGGAGGCGCGAAAGAGAGGAUGAGGAUGGAUGAUUUGAGGGAGGUGGAGUGGUUUGAUGAGCGGAUUAUGGGGUUGAAGAAGUAUAGUGCUGAUGACUAUAUCAACGACCUCGAAGUCAACUGAGAUCCUUGCACGUAAGGGAUACGUACGAUAUAAUAUCGACGGCGAGGAAGGCGAGACUGGUGUAUUAGUUAUUGGCGUUAUAUGGAUAUACCUUUGACAUUCUUUGGGUGAGGUUUUGGAUCUGUGA
Messenger RNA from Saitoella complicata NRRL Y-17804, 875 nucleotides. RefSeq lists its product as uncharacterized. The record is from RefSeq and is a predicted model, not a curated record. Bases 206 to 748 code for a protein of 180 amino acids. The transcript is spliced from 2 exons. NCBI's taxonomy places the organism in Eukaryota, Fungi, Ascomycota, Saitoellomycetes, Saitoellales, Saitoellaceae.